This is a messenger RNA of Caretta caretta (loggerhead turtle), 2251 nucleotides long. It is a transcript of the gene ALDH3B1, whose product is annotated as aldehyde dehydrogenase 3 family member B1. Gene Ontology annotation, cellular component: cytoplasm. Lineage: Eukaryota; Metazoa; Chordata; Testudines; Cheloniidae. The record is from RefSeq and is a predicted model, not a curated record. Gene Ontology annotation, biological process: aldehyde metabolic process. Gene Ontology annotation, molecular function: 3-chloroallyl aldehyde dehydrogenase activity; aldehyde dehydrogenase (NAD+) activity.
GAUCAGUGGCCGUGAAGGUGGGUGGGGGUCAGCGGCUGUGUGGAUGAGAGUUGGGGAUGGGGGGGGACUCUGGGUCCUCCCCGGACAGGCUGACCUACCCCCUCCCAACCAGCAUGAACCCCUAUGUGGGUUUGGUGAGCAGCCUGCGCGCUGCGUGGCUCACGGGGAAGACGCGCACCGCUGAGCACCGGGUCUCCCAGCUGGAGGCGCUGGGCCGCUUCCUGGAUGACAAGAAGCAGCCUAUCCUGGAUGCCAUGGCCUCGGACAUGCGCAAGCCCCGCUUGGAAGCGGAGCUCUCUGAGGUCAUGCUGGUCAAGAACGAGGUCAACUACGCGCUCAACAACCUGUCCAGCUGGAUGAAGGACGAGUUUGUGGUGAAGAAUCUGGUUACUCAGCUCGACACGGCCUUCAUCCGGAAGGAGCCCCACGGCGUGGUGCUGAUCAUCGGGCCCUGGAACUACCCCUUGCACCUCAUCCUGGUGCCCCUGGUUGGGGCCAUCGCUGCUGGGAACUGUGUCAUCAUCAAACCCUCCGAAAUCAGCAGCAGCACUGAGAAGCUCGUGGCUGAGGUGCUGCCCAGCUACCUGGACAAGGACUGCUUUGCUGUGGUGACUGGGGGCCCCGUGGAGACCACCCAGCUGCUGGAGAACAAGUUUGACUACAUCUUCUUCACUGGCAACCCCCAAGUGGGCAAGAUCGUGAUGGCAGCUGCGGCCACGCACCUGACGCCGCUGACGCUGGAGCUGGGGGGCAAGAACCCCUGCUACGUGGCUGACGAGAGUGACAUGCAGAAUGUGGCCAACCGGCUGGUCUGGGGGCGCUGCUUCAACGCGGGGCAGACCUGCGUCGCGCCCGACUACGUGCUGUGCAGUGCGGAGACGCAGGAGAAGCUGCUGCCCGCCCUGCGCCACGCCAUCACCCAGUUCUUCGGCCCCGACCCCCGGGAGUCGCCCGACUUCGCCCGCAUCAUCAGUGACAAGCAGUUCCAGCGCAUCCGGGCCCUGCUGGGCAGUGGGCGCGUGGCCAUCGGGGGGCAGACGGACGAGAAGGAGCGCUACGUCGCCCCCACGGUGCUGGUGGACGUGCAGCCGUCGGAGCCUGCCAUGCAGGAGGAGAUCUUCGGGCCUGUCCUGCCCAUCGUCACCGUGCCCAACGUGGACGAAGCCAUCGCCUUCAUCAACAGCCGGGAGCGGCCACUGGUCGUGUACGUCUUCGCCGCUGACAGCAAGCUGGUGCACCGGGUGCUGGAGCGGACGAGCAGCGGUGGUUUUGGUGCCAACGACCCCAUAAUGCAAAUGACGCUGCUCUCACUGCCCUUCGGUGGGAUUGGGAACAGUGGGCUGGGCUCGUACCACGGCAAGUUCAGCUUUGACACCUUCUCUCACCACCGCGCCUGCCUCCUGCGCAGCAUGGGCCUGGAGACCAUGAACUCCCUGCGCUACCCACCCUACAGUGAGCGCAAAAUGGGGCUGCUAUCUUCUGCCUCCGAGAUCAAGCGCAAGGGUACCUGCGCCCUGCUGUGACGGGAGUGUCGGGCCCAGCCGCCCAGCACCGUACAACCCACAGGCUGCCUGACUGCCAUGGGGGGAGAAGGCCUGGCUGACCUUAGGAGGGUCCCUCCAAAGGGGCUAAAUAGUCUUCAUCUGACUCCUUCAUCUUCCUGGGGAGAGGGGCACAGCUUCUUCCAUCCCAUCUCUGGGAGCUCCUGCCCCUCCUAGCCCAGCCUCUUGCUUCCCCAUCUCCAGCUGCUUGGGUAGUAGGGAGAGAGCUUCCCCUGUGUCUCCGAGCUGCCCCUACCCCACUGCCCCCAUGGAGACAGAUGCUGGGAGGGGGGAAAUGCCCAGGGGGCUGCCUAGGAAUGACCCCUCCAGGCCAGGUGUCUGCCCCACCGGGGAGACAUGUAGGCCCUGUAAUCCAAGUGGUGCCCUCCCACACUGGUGCCCCCCCAGGCUGCUGCUGUGUUGCCCAGGAAGGGCAGUGCCAUCCUCUCAGUGCAUGUUUGGGGAGGGUAGGUGUCCCGGAGCCGAAGGACCCUGCUCCAAGGGGGACGAGGGCCACAGGGGCAGCAAGGGCAGCUAGCAACCCAGCCUGCUGUCAGGGAAUCACUCCUGCCUCAGACAUGCCCGCUGUGCUGGCUUAUCCUCAUUCUCCCAUCAUGCUCUGUGCUCUCUGCCCAUCGCUGCCUUUGCCCCCUGCUCUGUGCUUCGCCCUGUGUAGAUUUUGGUUUAGUAAAGACUCAGCGUUGAACUCG